AGUUUGCUUAGAAUGACGGCUGAGACAGGAACAGCGCCUAUGCCCACCUGGCUGAGAGCAAAUCUAUUCGAAGAAUUGCUAAGUAAACGUUACGGCGGCAAUUAUGCCGGAAUCAAAAGUUUCAAGCCGGAAGCCGGGCUCAAGCCGGGAGAAAACUACUCCACAAUUAUGCUGCGCCUCAAGCUUGAAGUCGAACUGCAGGAUCACACAAUCGAAAAUGUGAGCUAUAUGCUGAAGACUCCCUAUGAUUUCGAGAUGUAUCGCGAGAUUCUGAGGAAGAACAACAUGUUUGCUGUGGAGAGGGAUGUGUUCAUUCAGGUGAUUCCCGAGCUGGAACAGAUGUACAAGGAUGUGGGCGUGGAGGUCAAGUUUGGGGCCAAGGCUUAUGAAAUCGACGCGCCCGAUGAUUACGUACUUCUGCAGGAUCUGGGUCCUUUGGGUUUCAGGAACGUCGAUCGCCUGGAGGGCCUAGACAUGGUUCACACCAAGUGUGUUCUAAAGAAGAUGGCCCAGUGGCAUGCGGUAUCGGCCACCAGGAUCCAUCUCAAGGGUCCGUACCCCCAGAACUACUUGCAACCCACGUACGCCGAUACCAUGAAGGAGAGCAUCGAACAGGUGGCUGAAACCUUGGGCAAGUAUUUCCUCAAGUGCCUGCCACUCUACGAGGGUUACGAGGAGUACAGUGCGGCGGUUCACAAGAUGCAACCUAAAAUCGUCGACCUUAUGUAUGCUAUGAACACGCCCGAUCCGCAGGACUUCAAUGCUCUGAAUCAUGGAGAUUGCUGGACCAGCAACAUCAUGUUUAAGUACGAGGACGAGUCGCCCGAACCGAUCGAGACAUAUUUCGUGGAUCUCCAACUGCCCAAGGUCACGAGCGUGGCAUAUGAUCUGAUCUAUUUCCUCCUGGGCUCGACGAAAUUCGAAAUCCAAUUGAGUCAGUUCGAUUACUUCAUCAAGUACUACCACGAUCACCUGGUCGAGCACUUGAGAAUGCUGAACUACCCCGAAGCAAAAACCCCCACGUUGGGGUUCCUCCAUACUCAGCUAUUGAAAUAUGGACGAGUUGGGUAUCACAUUGCUUUUAUUCUCUGCCCACCAGUGCUGCUCGAUCGGACUGAAGAUGCAAAUCUGACCGAUUUCGUCACCGAGACGGAUAAUGGCGAUGGUCUAAAGUUGGCUAUGUACUCCAAUGCCCGAUAUAAGAAGCACGUUAGCGCCAUUCUCAAAUGGUUGAACAAUCGAGGGGCCUUCCAGUGCUAGUUCGCUAUACAUUAUAUAUAUAUAAAGAAUACUAUUGCUAAAGUGAUUCCUAACGUUCUCUGGGAAAGAAAAUUUGUAAUACCAUGACAUAUAAAAUGUACUGCUUUCAAUAAAAUACUAAUGCACGAAUUUUAAGAAUAAAAUAUGCUUGUAACUGAGCAAUGAUUAUUCAGUG
Molecule: messenger RNA, 1435 nt
Organism: Drosophila melanogaster (fruit fly)
Lineage: Eukaryota; Metazoa; Arthropoda; Insecta; Diptera; Drosophilidae
Exons: 4
Coding region: 13-1260 (415 amino acids)
Source: RefSeq, marked reviewed